Messenger RNA from Punctularia strigosozonata HHB-11173 SS5, 1266 nucleotides. RefSeq lists its product as uncharacterized. NCBI's taxonomy places the organism in Eukaryota, Fungi, Basidiomycota, Agaricomycetes, Corticiales, Punctulariaceae. The transcript is spliced from 9 exons. Gene Ontology annotation, biological process: negative regulation of gene expression via chromosomal CpG island methylation; protein ubiquitination. Gene Ontology annotation, molecular function: ubiquitin protein ligase activity. The record is from RefSeq and is a predicted model, not a curated record. The coding region runs from base 9 to 1079 and encodes 356 amino acids.
ACCGUACGAUGCCGGUCUCGGAAUUAGAGAAACAGCGCGAGAUAAAUAUCGCCCGCAACAAAGCUCGUUUACUGGAGUUGAACCUGGAGGAGGCCGCCUUCUUCAGCCCGGGCAAGACCGUCAAGAAGAAACCUUCACCUAGGAAACGCAAGGAGCCUUCACCGGACGCGGAUUAUGAGGAAGAGGAAUCUACCAAAGUUUCUCGCCGGGACGACAUGGACACGCCUGCGGAUGGUCGUCGCCGCAGUGCGCGUAACGCUGGGAAGAAGGUAGACUACAAGGCAGAACAAGCUCAGUCACUGCGGGAUCCAGAUGCCCUCAUCGUGUCGCGCAAGUCAAGAAACGGACCUCAAGGACGUCCUGCUGGUAGCAAGAGGAUCCACUCUUAUAAAGUCUACGGAUCCAUUCCUGGUAUUGAAGUUGGCACUUGGUGGGAGACUCGCGAAGCCUGCAGUAACGAUUCUAUUCACGCGCCAUGGGUCGCUGGUAUUUGCCCUGGUCCCGAAGGGGCCUAUUCUGUAGCAUUAUCAGGCGGAUACGAAGAUGACGUAGACAUGGGUUAUGGCUUCACGUACACAGGCUCCGGCGGUCGAGAUCUCAAAGGGACCAAGGCGAAACCCAAGAAUCUUCGUACUGCUCCCCAAAGCACCGACCAAAGUUUCGAAGAGAACAACUUCAAUAGAGCACUGAAGAGAUCAGCAGAAACGGGAAAACCCGUGCGUGUCAUCCGAGGCUACAAGUUACCAUCCAAAUACGGACCGGAGCAGGGGUAUCGUUACGAUGGUCUCUAUAAAGUUGAGAAGGCUUGGUUGGAAGAGGGGCUUAACCCCAAACGCCUGAAGGUGUGCAAAUUCGCAUUCAAGCGUCUGCCAAAUCAACCCCCCGUUCCGGUCAAGGGUGAAGAUGUCGAGAUCAAGCACGACGAAGAAUUGAAGGCUGAAGAAUCGUCCGAAAUGCAGGACAACGAGCACAAGCAGUGUGAAGAUGAACUGGAACACAAGACCAUUGAGCAGUCCGACUCGGUGGACAUUGUGGACGACGAGAACACGGAUCAAGUCGAUGAUUCAAUUUCAAAAUGAGAACAUCACCGUCCCCAUGCUGGUGGGCGUUUUGCCGUUACUGCAGAAUCCAUACCCCCAAGCUGUGAAUGCUCCCACUUGACCCCAAACAUUGCUGGAUUUGCCCUACCAUAUCUUGCGCAUUUAUAAUGUACGCAUUGUCUUGGAUGUUCAUGUAGCUAUAGUCUUGUCUUGUCGUUGCUUCCCC